AUUUUCACAGGUAGUGGAAACUGUUGAUAGAGACAGUAAAGAAGAUGAGAUUUAAAAGCUGUUUUUUCUUCCUAGUUACGAUGUGUUCAGGCAAACUCUUUGCAGAAGGUAAACCUUGUGACUUGCCACAUAUAGAAAAUGGGAAGAUUGCCCAGUACUAUUACAGUUUCAAAAGUUAUUAUUUCCCUAUGCGUAAAGACAAAAAGCUUUCCUAUUCCUGUAUGGUUGGUUAUACAACUGAAACUGGGACUCAAGAUGGAAGAAUAACUUGUACAGCAAAAGGAUGGUCUCCAGUGCCACGAUGCUACAGAAAAUGUAGCAAGCCUCUUUUGGAAAAUGGCUUUUUUUAUGACACAGAAAUGUACUUCAAAAUCCAUGAGAAAUUGCAAUACAAAUGUAAUCCAGGCUAUCACACUCCAAGUGGUGGUACUGAAGACACAGUACAGUGUCAGCCAGAAGGAUGGUCCCUCCAGCCACGCUGUACUGAAAAAUUCGAGUCAUGUCAAGUACCCGAGUUACGUCACGGCAGCUACUUCACAGUCCAGAAGGAGCUUCGAGUGAACGAGACGCUGCUGUACCAGUGUGAGGAGGGGUAUCGUACGGCGGGAGGGAAAGCCAAAGAGGCAGCGGCGUGUCUGACGCACGGGUGGUCCCUCACUCCGAACUGCACGAGAGUAACUUGCUCCUCUUUGAGUGCAGUAGCUCAUGGAGGUUUCUAUCCUGUGAAGAAAAUCUAUGAAGAGGGAGAUGUAGUUCACUUCUUCUGUGACAAACAUUAUUCUGUCACUGAAUCUGACUUAAUUCAAUGUUAUUAUUUUGGGUGGCAUCCAGACCCUCCGGUGUGUGAAGAUGUAAAAAAUAAAUGUCCUCCGCCCCCACUUCCUCCUCAUGGCCAUAUCACCACAGUCAGCAGAACAUAUCAUAAUGGAGACAAAGUUCAUAUACAGUGCCAAAGGACCUUUGAAAUAAGAGGAUCUGAGGAAAUCCAGUGUGAAGAAGGAAAAUGGACACCACCCCCUAUUUGUGUUGGAACUAUGGAUAAACAGGAGUCUGAGGCCCCACCAUUUCUCAAGUCAGAUGCAGCAAUAAGGGCAAACAAAACAUAUGGCAAUGAAGAUAUGAAAAUGCAACAAGACUGUACCUCUCCACCUGUGAUUAAAAAUGGUGCUGUUCUUGGUCCAGUAUUGGCAAGUUACAAAAAUGGUUCCUCAGUAGAAUAUGGUUGUCAGCGUUAUCACUUUUUGGAUGGACCUAGGACUGUUUACUGUGAUCAAGGAAACUGGACAGAACAACCAAACUGUUUAGAACCAUGCACGCUUAAUGUAACUGAUAUGGACAGCAACAACAUAAAGUUGAAAUGGAGACAGGAAGAGUUAAUUUUCCUACACGGAGAUCUCGUAGAAUUUGAAUGUAAACAGGGAUAUAAUUUUCUCCACACUAUCAUUCCAUCUCCUGGGAGGACACAGUGUGACCACGGCAGACUGAAAUAUCCAAAAUGCGUUAUGCAAGCUCCUACAGAAAAAUGUGACUCUCCACCAUCUAUUGCAAAUGGAGCUCUUACUCUCCCACCACUGACCCAGUAUGACAGUGGUUCUUCAGUUCAGUAUAGCUGCUCUGACUAUCAUUUCUUGGAAGGAUCUGAGAGAAUCUACUGUUCUGAAGGGCAGUGGACUUUGCCACCAAUUUGUAUAGAGCCAUGUACUUUGUCAAAAACUGAAAUGGAGAAAAAUAAUGUGCUGCUGCAAGGCUUCUAUGCAAAUCAGGUUUACUUUUACCAUGGGGAUUAUGUCGGAUUUUACUGUAAAGAGAACCAUUUUGGAGCAGAAUCUGGUACAACUUUAUUUCAAGUACAGUGUAAGAGAGGACAGCUGACAUAUCCGAGGUGUGUUGAAAGAGGAAAAUAAGGCUGGACUCCAGGAAAGCCUACAGGAAAGUGAGAAAGGAGAGGCUUCUUACUUUGUACAUCUUAACAGCACCCCAUGUCUCCUUUCACAGGUAAGGAGCCCCUAAAGGACAAGGGUUGAGGAACAAGAUAAAGCAGAAAGUAUUAAAAAAAUUCUUUAAGGGAUCUUUAAAACCAUUUAAAACGUAAUAAUAUGCAAAUUUUACCGAGUAGUUAAAAUAUUGUUUUAAAAAUAAUAAUUAAGAAAAAAUAUCUAAUCCAACUACUUUGUAUGAUUUCCUAUGACACUUAAAUAUGGGUAUCCUUAAGGCUCUGCCUGUGAAUGUGUGACUGAAGAAAUGAAGAAAAUUCAGGAAUGUGGACAAUGUUUGCUUUGCACCCAUUUCAGCUGGUUUUAAUAAAAAAAACACUCUAAGGCUUUCUUCUGUAUUUUAUUUUUUUAUGGAGACAAACUCUGUGAAAUCAGUGCAUGAAUGGUGUUCUGUAUGGGUUUCCAAGGUUUUUGCAAGUGUUACAUGAAUAAAUAAAAUAAGA
Myiozetetes cayanensis is the source of this 2437-nucleotide messenger RNA. Its product is annotated as coagulation factor XIII B chain-like. The record is from RefSeq and is a predicted model, not a curated record. NCBI's taxonomy places the organism in Eukaryota, Metazoa, Chordata, Aves, Passeriformes, Tyrannidae. The coding region runs from base 45 to 1904 and encodes 619 amino acids. The transcript has 12 exons.